Messenger RNA from Aphis gossypii (cotton aphid), 406 nucleotides. Its product is annotated as protein GVQW3-like. The record is from RefSeq and is a predicted model, not a curated record. The coding region runs from base 146 to 406 and encodes 86 amino acids. The transcript is spliced from 2 exons. NCBI's taxonomy places the organism in Eukaryota, Metazoa, Arthropoda, Insecta, Hemiptera, Aphididae.
UCAAAAUUUUUUUUUUAUUGUGUUGGUAUACAUGCCCCUAAAGUAUGAUAACGUUUUCAGCUAUAAUCACUGUUUAUUUUGUCUGUGGUAGUCGCUAAGGUACGACGUGUUUUUAUGUGCUCGGCGAUUUUUGCUCGUUUAAACAAUGGAAGAAUUGAAGAGUCAAAGGAUUUGUAUUAAAUUUUGCGUAAAAAAUGAAAUAAAGUGUAACAAAGUGUGUGAAAUGUUACAAAAAGCCUAUGGUCAGUCUGUUAUGAAAAAAACAAGUGUUUACGAGUGGUAUAAGCGUUUCCAAGAUGGCCGCGAAGACGUUGAAGAUGACGAAUCACAAUUAGAGAAGUUGCUGAUGAAGUUGGCAUAUCGAUUGGUUCAUGUCAUAACAUUUUUUCAAAUGUUUUGGGCAUGA